AUGGGGUCGUGGAGAGGCCAUCUAUCUCGCAGUGUGAAGGAGCUUCGUUUUCUAUAUUGCCAAACUUCGCCGGCUAGUCUUCCAGCUCGAGAAUUUGUUCAUCGGAACUACAAAGAUUUGAAGACCCUGAAUCCCAAGCUCCCUAUUCUUAUCCGCGAAAGCAGUGGAGUGGAGCCCCAGCUUUGGGCUAGAUAUGACAUGGGUGUUGAGCGAUACGUGCAGCUGGAAGGUUUAACAGAAUUUCAAAUCAACAAGGCACUCGAAGAGCUAGUGAAAGCUGGAAGAAUCUCUUAAAUCUUGAUUCCGUCAAGUCUUUUCAUUUCAGAUUUUUUCAAUUGAAAUAAGAGUGUAUGGUCUUCUUGACUAAUGUGGAGUUCUCUCACAGCUUCCAUCAUCUAUUUAGCGUUCAGCUAUCAACUACUUGAAUCAUGAAGUGUGGACAAGCUUCUUUUUCUGAAAGCUAUAUAUUUAAAACAAAUUGGCUUAAUAUUUAUGUUACCGGCAACUAUUUCUAGUUGGCUGGGAAAUUUCUUACUGCAACUGCGUUUGUGCUCUUUCAUGUGAUAGGUUUAUUACAUAUCUUG
This is a messenger RNA of Phalaenopsis equestris, 584 nucleotides long. RefSeq names its product NADH dehydrogenase [ubiquinone] 1 alpha subcomplex subunit 2. The record is from RefSeq and is a predicted model, not a curated record. Bases 1 to 294 code for a protein of 97 amino acids. NCBI's taxonomy places the organism in Eukaryota, Viridiplantae, Streptophyta, Magnoliopsida, Asparagales, Orchidaceae. The transcript is spliced from 3 exons.